Cololabis saira (Pacific saury) is the source of this 2577-nucleotide messenger RNA. Its product is annotated as complement C2. Bases 70 to 2499 code for a protein of 809 amino acids. Gene Ontology annotation, cellular component: extracellular region. Gene Ontology annotation, molecular function: serine-type endopeptidase activity. The transcript has 18 exons. NCBI's taxonomy places the organism in Eukaryota, Metazoa, Chordata, Actinopteri, Beloniformes, Belonidae. Gene Ontology annotation, biological process: complement activation; proteolysis. The record is from RefSeq and is a predicted model, not a curated record.
UGGAGACAAGUCGCUCUGGCUCUGGUUCCUGCCGCUUUGAGACAAAACCAGCUGCUGCAGCAUCUGGCCAUGAAUGUCAAGUCUGCACUCUGGAUCGUACUGUCCUUCUCCAUCCAGGGGGCGUCUCUGCAGGAGUCUGACUACGACUAUGAAGAUGAAGCGUACGAUGAUUUGCAGGCUCUCAACUGCUCGACCACAGAGAGCAUCAAAGGUGGACACGUCACCUACUCACAGGGAGGCCUGGAGGGAAGCGUCCUGACCUUUCACUGUGGCCCGGGUCGGUACCCCUACCCGGUCAGCUACAGGAUCUGUGGCGCUGAUGGGGAGUGGUCGCCCAUGAGGUUACCCACCAGAAGACUUACAUCCAGGGCCGUUUGCAAAGACAUGUUGUGUCCGGGCCAGCUCCAACUGGACAACGGGGACUUCUCACCCAGGAACCAGUGGUUCCGGGCCGGGGCGACGCAGAGAUUCUCCUGCCAGGCCGGGUUCACCCUGUACGGGUCGGCCGAGAGAAACUGCACCAUCUCUGGAGACUGGACCGGAGAGCCUCCAGUCUGUGACAACCACGGUUUCAAUGAAGCGGAUGAGUGCGAUGACCCGGGGAUUCCCCCCGGAGCCGAGAGGUCAGGUGGGACCUUUUAUCUGGGAGAAAAGGUGACUUACCGGUGUCAUGCUGGCUUGAAUCUGCUCGGGUCGGCUGAACGGGUUUGCCUGGAGAACAGGGAGUGGAGUGGCUCAACACCACGAUGUCAAGGUCCGAACAUGUUUGACUCCCCCAGCUCUGUGGCUGCAGCCAUGGCAGGGUCACUGGCGGGGGUGAUGGAUGUAUUCUCUCCAGAAUACAAAAAGAAAGCCGAGGUCGUUUCCUUCGGCCGAUCCUUCCUUGUGGCUGAAGUCAGUCGCAUGAAUAUUUACAUUCUGCUGGACACAUCAGGAAGCAUCACAAAGGCGGAGUUUGACGUAUCCAGGAAUGCCACUAUUGCUCUGAUUAGAAAGCUGGACAGCUACGACAUCCAGCUCAACUUCCAUGUGCUGUCGUUUGCCUCUGAGACCAAAGUUAUAGUAGACAUCAUGGACAUGCACAGUGGCAGCGUUGAUGAGGUCAUAUAUACCAUGAUGGAGUUCGACUACAGCAGCCACGGUGAUAAGACGGGCACUAACCUGUAUUCUGCACUGAAGGAAGUCAGUGAGAAGAUCAACUUCUUCAAGCAAAACGCCGCCAAGAACCGUUUUAAUGAGACUCAGAACAUCAUCAUCAUAGAAACAGAUGGCUACUCCAACACCGGGACCAACCCCCAGAUCGGCCUGGCCCAGAUCCGCCACUUGAUAGGCUACAACAUCUCCCUCCAUGACCACACGAACGAGAGGAUGCUGGAUGUGUACGUGUUUGGCGUUGGAAGCCAAGUAAACAAAGAGCAGUUGAACUCUCUGGGCUCAAAGAAAAGCGGCGAGCAGCACGUCUUCAUUCUGAAGAGCUAUGAAACGCUGGGAGAGGUGUUCAACAGCAUCAUCAGUGACAACAGUGUGACAAUGUGUGGGAUAGCUCAGGAGGACAUCUCCAAGAAACAGAGGGAGGACUCAGUGGAGGCCUACGUCACACCCUGGCAUGUGACUCUGGUAUCACCAGACUGGGGACAUGGCAAGUCCUGCUCUGGGUCCAUCGUGAGCCAGAACUGGGUGCUGACAGCGGCCCACUGCUUCGGCAGGGCGAGCACAGACCGAGUCCCGAAGGAAGUGAGCAUACGCUACAAGGGGGGAGAAGUGAAGGCUGAGAAGGUGAUCAUGCACCCCAACUAUAACAUCUAUGCACUCAAACAGAGAAACGUAAGCGAGUUUUAUGACUACGAUGUGGCCCUGGUGCAGACGAACAGGAGCAUCCCACUGUCCUGGAAAGCCAGACCUAUCUGCUUGCCGUGUACCACACCGGCCUCCCGGGCCAUGAAGAAGAUCAACUCUACCUGCGAGACGCACAGGAAGGAGCUGCUGACACACAAGGAGACUCCGGCUUUCUUCAUUCACAAGAAGGAGGAACGCAAACAGACACAUAUUCACACAGAGAGUCAGGUGAGCCCCUCGUCUGUACAUGCACUUGUUGCACAUUUGCUGUUUUACAGUGUGAGGUGCACUCGUCUUCAGAGGCCUAGCUGUGUGGAGAAGGCCAGGCGGACGCUGGAGCAGCCCAUCGAUGUAACUAUGGAUGAGUAUGUCCCUAAGAGAUUCCUCUGCACCGGAGGCACCAGGGGAUACCAGGACGCCAUCAGCUGCAAAGGUGACUCUGGCGGAUCCUUGUUUCUGCAGAAAAGAAAGCGCUACUUUCAGGUGGGAGUGUUAAGCUGGGGCAUCAUAGAUGUGUGCAAGCAAUCCGGAUCCGGCCACAGCCGAACCAGCGGCAGGCCUCCGCCCGACGCUCGAGACUUUCACAUCGACCUCUUCGAGAUAAUGCCGUGGCUGAAGCAGCACCUGGGUGGGGAGAUCCAGUUCCUGCCUGAGGUCCAGUGAGCAGGAUCAGAAUGAAAACUUCAGAUUUCAGCAGCACAAACAAGGUUGAGCCUUUUCCAAAAUGUGCAAUGUUAGAUA